Lachancea dasiensis is the source of this 1884-nucleotide messenger RNA. The record is from the annotation of a GenBank genome assembly. NCBI's taxonomy places the organism in Eukaryota, Fungi, Ascomycota, Saccharomycetes, Saccharomycetales, Saccharomycetaceae.
AUGCCACGGGUACUAUGCGUUGCUGAGAAAAAUUCAAUUGCUAAAUCUGUGGCAGGAAUUUUGAGUGGUGGAAGAUCCUCUCGGCGCGACAGUCCUAGCAAGUACAUCAAGAACUAUGAUUUUACGUUUGACUUUCCAUUCUCUGGGUCAAGCGACGUAACAAUGACAUCUGUCGCCGGUCACUUGACAGGGCUAGACCUGGAUCAAGCGCACGGCUGGGGUAAGUGCCCUAUCCCACAAGUCUUUGACGCGCCCAUCGUUGAAAUCCACACAAAGGACCAAGAGAAAAUGGCUAGCAAUAUCAAGCGCGAAUGUCGAAAUGCAGACUACAUCAUGAUUUGGACAGAUUGUGAUAGAGAGGGUGAAUACAUUGGAUGGGAAAUUGUGCAAGCGGCUUUGCAGGGGAAUCGAAAUCUGCAAGGGAACGUAUACCGGGCGAUUUUCUCGCAUUUGGAAAGCCGACAUAUAAUACACGCAGCAAAAAAUCCAAAAAGACUUGAUCAGCGCGCUGUGGAUGCUGUGAGGACACGUAUGGAAGUGGACUUAAGAUCAGGAGUGGCAUUUACAAGAUUUCUGACGGAACUUUUGGGUUCCAAGGUUGAAAGGGACUUGGGUCUUAAAAAUAAUCAGCGGCCAAUUAUAUCAUACGGAACAUGUCAAUUCCCCACUUUGGGAUUUGUUGUUGAUCGUUUUGAAAGGAUUCAAAAGUUUAUUCCCGAAACGUUUUGGUACAUAGUGCUCUCCGUUCCCAAUGGGCCCGAUACCACAAAUUUUCAAUGGGAACGCGGCCAUCUUUUUGACCGGCUUACCGUGGCUGUAAUAUUCGAACUAUGUCUAGAAACGUCACGAAACAUAGCAAAAGUUACAGACAUAAAAUCCAAAUCCACAUCAAAGUACCGGCCCCUUCCCUUAACUACAGUAGAACUUCAAAAGAAUUGCUCCCGCUUUUAUAAGAUGAGUGCGAAGGCUUCGCUGGACGCAGCCGAAAAACUAUAUCAAAAAGGCUACAUUUCUUAUCCCAGAACCGAAACUGACAUCUUUCCGUCCAAGAUGGACUUACAGAGUCUUGUGGAGCAACAGACAUCUGACAAUCGUUGGGGAGAUUAUGCCAAGACUCUGCUUAACGGACCUGGUUCAAAUCGCUUCAAAUGGCCUAGAGCUGGCAAGAAUGAUGACAAGGCCCAUCCUCCAAUCCACCCGAUAAUUAGUUGUGGCGCAGGAUUAGACAACGAGAAUGAAAAAAAGGUUUAUGAAUAUGUCACUCGUCAUUUUUUAGCUUGUUGUUCCGAAGAUUCCAAGGGUCACUCCACAACCAUGACGUUGAAAUGGGGAACUGAAUUUUUCACAGCGAGCGGCAUCGUUGUGUUGGAACGAAACUUCUUGGACGUUUACGUUUGGAUGAAGUGGGAAACCACAAAGCAGUUACCGAACUUAGCUCUUGGUCAAGAUGUUGAGCUCUCUUCAAGUCUCAUGAAGGAUGGCCAAACUUCGCCACCAAACCACAUGACAGAAAGUGAGUUGAUUUUGUUGAUGGACGCCAAUGGUAUUGGAACAGAUGCCACUAUCGCAGAACACAUAGAAAAGAUUCAGCAACGAGAUUACAUCAAGAAGAAGAAAAUGAGCAAACAAACUUACUUAAUACCAACAACACUUGGAAUCUCGCUAGUCCACGGUUUCGAAGCCAUUGGUUUGGAGGAUUCGUUUGCCAAGCCUUUUCUCCGCCGUCAGAUGGAGGUGGAUCUGAAGUUGAUUUGUGAUGGUAACAAGAACAAGUUAGAGGUUGUGAAUGACUUGAUUACCAAAUACCAGGAAUACUAUGGGCUGACUAGCACAAAUCAGAAUAAGUUAGUAGAAACCUAUAUGAAUAUUAAAUCCUUAAUAUAA